Messenger RNA from Pelmatolapia mariae (spotted tilapia), 1161 nucleotides. RefSeq names its product POU class 3 homeobox 2b (gene pou3f2b). The transcript has a single exon. The record is from RefSeq and is a predicted model, not a curated record. NCBI's taxonomy places the organism in Eukaryota, Metazoa, Chordata, Actinopteri, Cichliformes, Cichlidae. Gene Ontology annotation, cellular component: nucleus. Gene Ontology annotation, molecular function: DNA-binding transcription factor activity, RNA polymerase II-specific; RNA polymerase II cis-regulatory region sequence-specific DNA binding. The coding region runs from base 16 to 1161 and encodes 381 amino acids. Gene Ontology annotation, biological process: brain development; regulation of transcription by RNA polymerase II.
CCGGCUCCGAGAGUCAUGGCGACCGCAGCGUCUAACCACUACAACAUUCUCACCUCCAGCGCAUCCAUCGUGCACUCGGAGCCCGGCAGCAUGCAGCAAGCCACGGCGUACCGGGACGCGCAGAGCCUGUUGCAGAGCGACUACCCGCUGCAGAGCAACAGCCACACGCUCAGCCACGCACACCAGUGGAUAACGGCGCUGUCCCACGGAGAGGGAGCCCCGUGGUCCUCGAGCCCGCUCGGCGCGGAGCAGGACAUUAAACCCGCGGUGCAGGGCGCCCGGGACGAGAUGCACAAUUCCAGCAGCAACCUGCAGCACCAGUCACGGCCGCCCCACCUGGUGCACCAGACGCACGGGAACCACCACGACGCCCGCGCGUGGAGAACCACCACCGCGGCGCACAUACAGAGCAUGGCGACGACAAACGGCCAAAGCCUUAUUUACUCCCAGCCGGGCUUCACCGUCAACGGGCUCAUCCCGGGCAGCGGGCAGGGGAUGCACCACCACAACCUAAGAGACAGUCACGAAGACCACCACAGCCCGCACCUCAGCGAACACGGCCACCCUCCGUCCCAGCAUCAGCACCAGCACCGGCCGCAGAGCCACCACGACCACUCGGACGAGGAUACGCCGACCUCGGACGACUUGGAGCAGUUCGCCAAGCAGUUCAAACAGCGCAGGAUCAAGCUGGGAUUCACGCAGGCGGACGUGGGACUAGCCCUGGGGACCCUGUACGGAAAUGUGUUUUCGCAAACCACCAUAUGCAGGUUUGAGGCCCUGCAGCUCAGCUUCAAAAACAUGUGCAAGCUGAAGCCUCUGUUGAACAAGUGGCUGGAGGAGGCGGACUCCACCUCGGGCAGCCCGACCAGCCUGGACAAAAUCGCGGCGCAGGGGAGGAAAAGAAAAAAACGGACUUCAAUCGAGGUAAGCGUAAAAGGAGCUUUGGAGAGCCAUUUUUUGAAGUGCCCUAAACCGGCAGCGUCGGAAAUAAUCACCCUGGCGGACAGUCUGCACCUGGAGAAAGAAGUGGUGAGGGUUUGGUUUUGUAACAGGAGACAGAAGGAAAAACGCAUGACCCCUCCGGGAGGAGCGCUGCCGGGGAGCGAGGAUGUGUACGGGGACACGCCGCCGCACCACGGGGUCCAGACCCCGGUCCAAUGA